UAAAUAGGUGAAGAGGGGCAGCGGAAACCUCUUGCACUUUCUUGGCGGCGCGCGACGCAGAGACCAGUCCUCACCGAGCGCCAUGGCUCGACACGCGUAUUUGUGGCUUGGUGUUUUGAUUCUCGUCUACUCCAUCAGUGGAGAGACGCGAGUCAAGCGGCAGGAGGAGGAUGCGCCCACAGACGACGUGAAUGCCGAGCAGCUAUGUGACGGCAGGCCAGCCGAAGAGUACUUCCGACUUACCACUGAAGGCGACUGUCGCGAUGUCGUCAGGUGUGACAAAGGUGGCGAGAAUGGAGUCACCAGACUCGCCUCAGUUCGCUGCCCCGGUGGCCUCGCCUUCGAUAUCGACCGCCAAACAUGUGAUUGGAAAACACAUGUUAAAAAUUGCGAUAAAUUAGAAAAACCACGCAAGAUAUUGCCUAUCCUGAAAACAGAUGAACCAAUUUGCCCAGAAGGAAAAUUGGCCUGUGGAAGCGGAGACUGUAUUGAAAAGGAAUUGUUCUGCAACGGCAAACCUGACUGCAAGGACGAGUCCGAUGAAAACGCUUGUACUGUGGACGUAGAUCCCAACAGAGCCCCAGACUGUGACCCCAAUCAAUGCACACUGCCUGACUGUUUCUGUUCCGCUGACGGUACACGAAUUCCCGGAGGUAUAGAGCCUAAUCAAGUACCCCAAAUGAUCACCAUCACCUUCAACGGUGCCGUUAACGUUGACAACAUUGACCUGUAUGAUCAAAUCUUCAAUGGAAACCGCCACAACCCCAACGGUUGCCAAAUUCGCGGCACGUUCUUUGUCUCGCACAAGUAUUCCAACUAUGCAGCUAUCCAAGAGCUCCACCGUAAAGGACAUGAGAUUGCUGUCUUCUCUAUCACACACAAGGACGAUCCCCAGUACUGGUCAAGUGGCAGUUACGAUGAUUGGCUUGCUGAAAUGGCCGGUGCUCGUUUGAUCGUAGAACGUUUCGCUAACAUUACUGACGCUUCAAUCAUUGGCGUCCGAGCUCCUUAUCUCCGUGUCGGUGGAAACAGACAAUUUGAAAUGAUGGCUGAUCAGUAUUUCGUUUAUGACGCAUCAAUCACUGCUCCUCUUAGUAGAGUUCCAAUUUGGCCAUACACACUUUACUUCCGCAUGCCUCACAAAUGUAAUGGUAACGCUCACAACUGCCCAUCUAGGAGCCACCCUGUUUGGGAAAUGGUAAUGAAUGAAUUAGACAGGAGAGACGAUCCAACCUUCGAUGAAUCCCUGCCUGGUUGUCACGUAGUGGACUCUUGUUCUAACAUCCAAACUGGUGAACAGUUCGGACGUCUUCUGCGUCACAACUUCAAUCGCCACUACUCCACCAACCGUGCUCCUCUUGGUCUGCACUUCCAUGCUUCCUGGCUGAAAUCCAAAAAAGAGUUCAGAGACGAACUUAUCAAAUUCAUUGAAGAAAUGUUGGAGAAGAAUGACGUUUACUUCACAUCUUUAAUUCAAGUUAUCCAAUGGAUGCAAAAUCCCACUGAAUUGUCAUCACUCCGAGACUUCCAAGAAUGGAAACAAGAGAAGUGCGACGUGAAAGGCCAACCUUUCUGCUCGUUGCCUAACGCUUGUCCAUUAAACACUCGGGAGUUACCUGGAGAGACACUGCGACUAUUCACCUGCAUGGAGUGCCCUAACAAUUACCCCUGGAUUUUAGAUCCCACUGGAGAAGGAUUCAAUGUUAGGAAGUGAUCUCUUAAGUUAAAUUGAUAAAGACUGUGUACACAUGUAAAUAAUACUCAGUAAUGUUAAUAAUGUUACUUUACACUUUAGUAAUUCUGUGGCAGGGUAUCCAUCAACUUGAGUGAAGACUUCAAGAGUAGAUAAAUUAAAUUAUUUACGUACUGGUACAAAAUUUGCUUUCAUAGGUUGAUGAUUGAAGAAAGCAUAGCCACGCGCCUUUUUUAUUGUUUUACCGCAAAGCUAGGUAAACUUGAUGUUUCCAUAAGUAGUUUAAGUUAUAUAAAACA
Hyposmocoma kahamanoa is the source of this 1992-nucleotide messenger RNA. RefSeq lists its product as uncharacterized. The transcript is spliced from 5 exons. Gene Ontology annotation, molecular function: chitin binding; protein binding. Gene Ontology annotation, biological process: carbohydrate metabolic process. Gene Ontology annotation, cellular component: extracellular region. Bases 83 to 1714 code for a protein of 543 amino acids. The record is from RefSeq and is a predicted model, not a curated record. Lineage: Eukaryota; Metazoa; Arthropoda; Insecta; Lepidoptera; Cosmopterigidae.